AUGGAUCUCUCCCUUGAUCCAGAUGCAUUGCACAAGGAGUCCUGGCUGUUUGCGUUCACAGCACUGGAAGUUUUUUGCUUGGGGAAGGUCCUGUGGCUGGCGGCGUUGCGUUGGCAAUCCCUUCGUGGCUUAGCGACUCGAUGUGGGUGUUGGUUCAGGACCCAGCAGGGUCAAGAGCAAUUUAACCGAGAAGAAUGGAAGCUGAUUUACGAUGGAGUGCGGCAGAGCCGCUGUUCCCUUGCUAUGAUUGUCAACAAUUUCCUUCUGGCGAUUUGGCUGCUCAACUGUAGUUUUGUGCAGCUGAACUUGUUAAUUGGCUCUCACCAAAGAUGGAUGUCUGCACAACUGGCAUGGUUGAGCAUUGUCUGUGCUUCCUUCUUCUGCGCUGGAUUCCUGGCGCCACGUGUCAUCCGCCCGGGUACGCUUGAUGCCUGGUUUGUGGUCGGCAUGAUUCUUAGCACGCUGAUUGUGGCUCCCAUGGUUGCCACUCUGUCUCAAAGCUUGCACCUGUCCUUCUUCAUCCUGGCUGCGAUUCGUCUGCCGGCAGUUUUGGUUUGCACACGCCCCUGGCUGGUGUUCGUGUGCAACCUGGGGCCGUGCCUUCUGAUGCAGCUGCGAGUUCUGACACACAGCAACUCCACAUUCAGCUUGUGCGACUUCGAGCUCAGCCGGCUCAACGCAGUGAUCUUUGAGACCUUCAAUUUGGUGCUUACGCUUUUGGGAUCCUUGGCAGUAGAGCGAGCAUUGCAGAACCGGGUGAAGCAAGGCAUCCUGAUAAGGAGGGCUGCCACCGAACUGACUGCGGCAUCUUCCCUGCUGGCGCUCAUAUGCGAUGCAGUGGUUGAGUUGGACCAGGAUUUGCGGCUCACUACCCCUGCUCCUGAGCUUAGUGCCAUACUCUUGAGGGACACGAGCAUGUCGCUGCAAGGGAAGCUUUUCACCGAGCUGAUGCCCACCACUGCGGAGACCCAUCGCGCAGAGGAGCUUCUGCGAGGGGACGACCCCGACGCCGCUUGGCAGAGCGAUGAACGUGCAGUCUGGACGAGCGCCUUCCACACUCGCAUCAUGGACAGCUGCCAAAGCAAGUUUCGCACGGAGGUUUUUCACGUGAGGUAUCGCCGUCUCGAUGGCCGCACCUGCCACCUGAUAGGCCUCCGAGACAUCACGGACCAAGCUUCCUUGGCAGGUCGAAAUGCAAUGGACAGCACUGGAAGUGAAGGAGUUUAUUGCGCUCCGCAAGACAGAGGCAGGCUGGUUGAUGAUCAACUCGAGUCACUGGACACUCAGCGCGCAGUUUUCCUACAGCUUGACAUGGAGCAGUUGCAGGUCGUCUCGGCAUCAGUUCAUGCGACCUGGCUUGCUGGAAGGCAUUUGCGAGAGCUGUUCGGGCAAGCGGAGCUGAACUUCCUGCAGCAGGUAUAUCUUCAGGUGCAGGAGCUCGACAAGCAGAAGGCUCUCGAGAACAAAGAGCUGAACUUUGGGAAUCUGGAGCUGCAGUGGGACAGUCGCAACUGUCUUCACAUCUCUGGUGCCAUCGAGGUCCUAAGGGUACGAAGAAACCAAAGCAGCCUCGGCCUGCUCCUUCACUUCGCCGUUCCAGACCUUCAAAACGAGCCACUCCAUGCACCAAAAGCUCUGUACCGCCCCCCUUCAUCCCGUGCUUCCUCUCGCUCCUCUCGAUCCUCCCGCUCCUCUCGCUCCUCCCGCUCGGCUAGGAAACGGCUUGCUGCAAGCCCUGCAGACAUUGGUGCAACAAAAGCCCGUGCAGUGGCAUCACUGUGA
Molecule: messenger RNA, 1782 nt
Organism: Symbiodinium pilosum
Lineage: Eukaryota; Dinophyceae; Suessiales; Symbiodiniaceae
Source: the annotation of a GenBank genome assembly